GGGCGGCCGGGCACAGGAGGGCGGUGCCGGCGGCUCCGGGAGCUGCUGCGGGGCGGGACGGAGCUCGGCGCUCCCUCAGUUCCUUUAGAAGGAGAGAAUACAUCUAAGAAACAAGAUGUCUCAUGCUGGGAGUCGAUACCAAGAUCAGCAAUACAGGCACCAUGAGAACCAUAGAUCUGAUAGAUACAAGGAAGACAGAAGAGCAAGAAAACCAUACCCAUACAAUGCAAGAGCAACAGGAGACAUCCGAGGUGGCCAGCACGCAAGGACUUCUACUGUUUGCUCAGAUCCCUACUCUAAAACCUCGGGAGCAGCACAGCAGUAUUUUGGCCCACCACCAGAGUUUUAUCCUCCCAAGGAAACCUUCUCAAUGAAAUGUUCAAAGGUAUGCACAACAAGAGGCAUUUUGAAGUUUGUGGAAAUCAUGGUUAACCUCCUGGUGCUGAUUUGUGUGGCUGCUUCCCAAGCCUCCGUUGCAGGCUUCACGUCCCUUGGAGGCUUUGGAUCCUUUAACCUGAAUUCGGCCUACAGUCCCUUUGAGGGCACGGAGCUGCAAGAGGUGAGGGAGCUGGACAUGCAGUUCACUCAGAUGAGAGCCCCUUGCGUGUAUGGUGGAGUGGCCUUCACCUUAACAAUGGCCGCGCUCACCCUCGUCUUCCUCGUCGUGGGGGCAAAACCCAUCCAGCAGCUCCGAACAGGGCUGCUGGCAGGCGAAUGUGCCUUCAGCCUGCUGGCUGGCAUGGCCUACCUAGCAGCCGUGGGGCUCUACCUGCACUUUGUCAGGCAGGUGAACGCCACCGAGGUGUGCAGGAGGCGGGAGCGGCUCUACGCGCGCCGUGGCUACACCUCCAUGAGCUGCGCUGUGCAGGGUGGCGAUGCGGCCGUCGGCCUGUUCGGUGUCGUCGCUUCCUGCCUGUACUUUGCCAGCUUUGUGGUCUGCAUCUUUGCUAUCCGCACCGUCCGGGCCUUCCAGCACCAUGCAGCCAAGGCUCAGCACAGCCCCAAGGGCAGCAUUAGGGGCAGAGGCGUCAGAAACCACCACACCAUGCACAAGACCUCUGAAAGCUCCCACAACAUCCAGGCUCUCGCCACGUUAGUGUGAGGUCAGCUCUGGGACUGAGAGGAGAACUGAGGCUUCAGCAAAGGAUGGACACUGGCAAACAGGCGACCAGCCCACAGUGUGUUUUCCUACAAGGUGCUGAAGUGUGUAUUGAAUCACCAGUUAUAACUAUGCUGCUACAAUGUGACCUAAUAAAAUCGACAUUGAGUGACUGUA
Molecule: messenger RNA, 1276 nt
Organism: Corvus hawaiiensis (hawaiian crow)
Lineage: Eukaryota; Metazoa; Chordata; Aves; Passeriformes; Corvidae
Product: MARVEL domain-containing protein 3-like
Exons: 4
Coding region: 116-1102 (328 amino acids)
Cellular component (GO): membrane
Source: RefSeq, a predicted model, not a curated record